GUGAGUCUGUAAAAUCUGUUAUAAUUCAAAAUUAGAAUAACAAAUUUAAAUAUUAAGAACAACACUAGUUUGAAACUCCAACCAUUGUUCAGUGUUCUUCUUUCUUUUUUCCCCUCUAGUGUUCUCAUAUUCUCACCGACAUUUAACUACAUGUAUGCAUUCAUCUACUAAAGGUGAAACAGAAGAAAAAGAAGAGCAAAAACAGCAAAAUUUAUUGUGCCCUUUAUCUCCUCAUUAAAUUUUCCUUCUUCCUCAAUUCUUAUGUCAAAAAAACCAUACAACACAUUAAAUUUUGACCAAAUCUCACUUCCCAGGGUGAAACCUUCACUAUAAUAGACAACCAACCAUCUCUCUCUUCUUUACUUCUCCCUUUUUAAUUUUCACUUGUUCAUAUCCUUUUAGAUUCUUCUCUUCUAAUUCUGAUACUUUUAAGUGGUGCCCAUUUGUUUUCUCUACUAUUCUUUUCCCUUAUUCUUGUAUUUCUGGGUCGUUUUUCUUUCUUAUUUAUCUUCCACCGACUACUAAUAAACCCUCAAUACAAGGUUCUAUAGAUUUACUUUAAUUUCACUCAACUUUCCUUUUCAUCAAUUGCAACAUGUUAUGUGUAAGAGGCUUUUUGGUUUGCUAAGGUUGUUCUUUCUUAAUUUCUUCUUGUUCUCUUACACAAGGGAAUAGUAGUACCUAAAUUGUUUAUUGGAAAGAUUCAAAUUAGGCUUGAAAUUCUAACAAUAUAUUCUUUCCUUCAAAGAUGUCACACAAUAAAGAAACAACAACGAUGAGCAGCAACAACAUGUUUUCUAAGGGUAAGAAAUCCGGUCAUGAAUGUGAAUUAAGGCCAGGUGGAAUGCUUGUUCAGAAGCGUGAUUCAAACUCGGAUCGAAACUCCGAUUCGGCUGCAAUGUCCACCAUCAUGGUUAAAGUGAAAUAUGGAUCUGCAUAUCACGAACUUCGUGUUAGUUCGCAUGCAAGUUUUGGGGAACUGAAGAAGAUGUUGAGAGAAUGUACAGGGUUGCAUGCUCAGGAUCAAAAGUUAAUGUUUAAGAAGAAAGAGAGAGAUUCAAAAUCAUAUUUGGACGUUGAAAGAGUCAGAGAUGGAUCAAAGUUGGUGCUUUUUGAGAAAAUUGAGAGCAGAGAAAGAAGGAUGCUUGAGACCUUAAGAAUUGCAAAGAAGGAGAAAACCUCAAAAUCCUUGAAGGAAAUUAAUCACCAGGUUCAACCACUUGCUCACAAGGUUUCAGCUUUGGAAGCUGGUGCUUCUACAGGCGAGGUUGUAGCAGAGUUGCAUAUAGAGAGUUUGACAGAAAAUCUGAUGAGAAUAUUGAUUACAUUGAAUGAAAUUUUCGCUGAGGGGGACCUGAAAUUACAAAAAAGUGAGCAGUUACGUAAAAGGGAAAAAAACGUGCCUCAAAAAAUUAAAGCAGUGGAGGAGCAACAACUAAAACAUUGGGACUCAGUUGUUGUAACAACAAAAUGGGAAACUUUUGAUUGAGGCUAUUAAAUAUCUUAAUUACUGGCUUCUUCUCUUCCCUUCAUGUAACGCUUUUUCUUCUCUCAAUUAUAUUAUUGGGCUAUAACUUAAUUCCAGAAGCUACUAGUUUCUUACUAGCAAUAAUUAAUGGGUAGUUCUUGUUUCAUUUUCCAAUAAAUAUCCCACCCGACA
Molecule: messenger RNA, 1660 nt
Organism: Arachis duranensis
Lineage: Eukaryota; Viridiplantae; Streptophyta; Magnoliopsida; Fabales; Fabaceae
Product: BAG family molecular chaperone regulator 1
Exons: 4
Coding region: 749-1489 (246 amino acids)
Biological process (GO): protein stabilization
Cellular component (GO): cytoplasm
Molecular function (GO): protein-folding chaperone binding; adenyl-nucleotide exchange factor activity
Source: RefSeq, a predicted model, not a curated record